This is a messenger RNA of Theileria equi strain WA, 2343 nucleotides long. RefSeq lists its product as hypothetical. Gene Ontology annotation, molecular function: chromatin binding. The transcript has a single exon. The record is from RefSeq and is a predicted model, not a curated record. Gene Ontology annotation, biological process: mitotic chromosome condensation. Gene Ontology annotation, cellular component: condensin complex. Bases 1 to 2343 code for a protein of 780 amino acids. NCBI's taxonomy places the organism in Eukaryota, Apicomplexa, Aconoidasida, Piroplasmida, Theileriidae.
AUGUACAAACUUGGAAAGAGAACCAGGCCCUCAGAACCCUCUGAGGGAAACAACAAAGUGCAGAUAACGUCAGAGUCUGUAAAAAGAAAUCUGGAUAACAAUGUAAAGAAUAAAGAUAAUGAUACUAAAGAUCAAAAGAAAUCGCAGGAUUUACUUUCCCUCUUCACAAGUUGUAUGACUGCCUUGUCUACUAACAAAAUUUGUAGCAAGAAUGCCUUUGAGGUUGGCAUUAUCGACCAUAUGGAUGACUUGGUGCAACUACAAGGAGAUUCAGAGGAUGAAGACGAGGCAUUUGAAGGCACAAAAAGAGUCAGCUUUACCACCGCUUCUCGUGUAGUUGAGGGAGCAUGUAAAGUUUAUGGCUAUCGUGUCGAGGCUCUUUACGACAAGACGUAUAGUGUUUUAAUGAAUGUGCAUUCCGUGAACAAAACAGAUGCGCCAAAAGCUACCAGGAAGAGUAAAGUUUCAAGGACAGGAACUCUUGCCAGCACAUUGGCCCCGGAAGCAGAGGUCACUUUAAACGAACUUCCAGUGGAUGACAUUUCUCUAGACCCGUACUUUUUAAAAAUUUCUUCCCUAUUUGAUCAAUCUGGAGCCCAGGGUCUCUUACUUAAUAACCUGAUAAUUAAUAAGGAUCUCUCUAUUAACCUUAAAACAGAGGCAGAUGUCUCAACUGGCACUUCAUUAGCUCUAGUACCUUCCAAUGAAGUGGAAGGUUCAAAUCCCAAGGAGCAGGUACACCGUGCUCUGGAUGAUGUUAAUAUGUUAGAUGAUAAAGUUGGAAAUGGAAUAGGUGAUCGGGAUCGCAGCUAUCGCUCCAUUUCUACUACAUCUGAUUUUGAAAAUUUGCAAAUCGCAGGCACACCGGAUAUCGGAGAGCUAACUAUUGAAGUCGCAGAGCCUCUUGUAGAUUUAGCAUCUUCUGAUGCGAUUGUAUCAUAUCAAGAUGUAGAUGAUACUAUGUUUUUAGAUGAGACAAAGGGACGUGAUGCUAUAGCAAACCCUAAGGAUGCAUCAGGAGAUGGGAGGAACAUCCUAGUUGAUGGUCAGAAAAUUUACGACAUAAUAGCAAACUGGAGUCUCCCGUUGGACUUCAAAUCGCAAUUUUGGGAUGCUCAAGAAACAGUGGAUGGGUCUUCCAUGGAUAUAUAUUUGGAAAAAUUAGCAAAGAUGCAGAUACUGCCGGAGCUUGGCUAUUUUAAACGAGAGUUGGAGGGUAUCAAUACAAAGAUUUACAGACUAAAGAACCCAAAUGCACUGGUAGAUGAAGUUGAUGCACCACUAGAGAUCGCAGAUGCUCCUCUUUCCGGUUCUGCAUCUGUUUGUGAUGCUUUAGAUGGACGUAGCUCCAGUGAUUAUACGGGUGAUGUAGAUUAUGAAAUGGAUAACGCUGACUGUAUGGACGGCGGACUAGAUGGCUAUGACUAUCUUGAUGAUGCAAAUAGCCAAGAAUUUUACACAGAGAAUCAAAAGGUUUCACUAAUGGACCGUUUGGAUGCAAUAGAUAUUGAGGGGGCAACGAAGUUUUCCUUUUAUAAAAAGGCCACUGAAUCAUACUCGUUGUACAGAAAAACUGUAAAACCGUAUUUCAUAAAGAAGGAAAUUGGUUCCCCGCAAGCAAAUUCCCCUAAAAGUCCAGAGUGCAAAGUUGCAGUUAAAUCAGAAAUGAGUCUUAACGAAUCAAUCAUGACUUAUCUAGGCAGGGCACUUGUUGAUGAAUUGGAUACUAUAGAACUUUCACUUCCCUCCAAAGUGGCAAAGAAACAAGAGGAUGUUCCCGACUUUACUACGUCUGUAUACAAGUUUGACAAUCGUUUCUUUACAACCCUUAAUGUUUGCGAAAAUAGACUAGUAAAGUUAUCAAACGAUAACCAAUGGCUCUUUGAUGAGGAGAGGGAUAACCCAGUCAUACAGAUUAUAUAUACUGGACCAGAAAUUUCCACAUACAAGAGUAUAGAGAGUGAUUUUGGUGGGAGUUGCUAUGACGAGUACAUGGACUGUAUAGAAGGAGAUGUUAUGGAGGAAACGCCAAUGGACGUUGGAGGGGCACCGGGAGAAUCAAAUGUCUCUGGAUAUAUCGAUAUUUUAAAGAUUAAGAAAACACUUUCAGAAAUUAUACACAACCAAGCAAGUGAUAACACCAUAGACUUUGAAAAGGCGGUCAAAGCAAUACUAGAGAGACUCUCGCAGGAGGAAAAGGACGUUUUGAGCCCACAUGUUCUCUUUGUGUGCUUAUUGCAUGUUUGCAAUGAACAGAAUCUAUUUUUGCAGCAACCGGAACCGCUACAUGAUUUUCAGAUUCUGCUCAAUGCUUCCACCGAACAACACGCAAAGUGUGCAUAA